GACUACAUGCUUUACAGAACGCCUGAGAACGGUUGCCUGGUGUCAUUAGCAAGCGGCAAGUAUGGCGGUGGCUCGAGUCGACGGCGAUCUGGCUCCGGGAGAAGGAUCAGUGGUGAACUGGUCAGGGCAGGGACUGCAGAAAUUAGGUACCAACUUGCCCUGUGAAGCUGAUGUUCACACCUUGAUUCUGGAUAAAAAUCAGAUUAUUAAACUGGAAAAUCUAGAGAAAUGCAAACAGUUAAUACAGUUGUCAGUGGCUAACAAUCGAUUGGUUCGGAUGAUGGGUGUGGCCAAACUGACUCAACUCCGAGUGUUAAAUUUACCUCAUAAUAGUAUUGGCUGCAUGGAAGGGCUGAAGGACCUCGUCCAUUUGGAAUGGCUGAAUUUAGCAGGCAAUAAUCUGAAGACCAUGGAGCAAAUCAAUAGCUGUACAGCUCUGCAGCACCUUGAUUUAUCAGACAAUAGCAUACCCCAGAUAGGUGAUGUAUCGAAACUGAUAUCUUUGAAGACCUUGCUUUUACAUGGGAACAUCAUCACUUCUCUUAGAAUGGCACCUGCGUAUCUACCCAGAAAUCUUUCUAUACUGUCUUUGGCAGAAAAUGAAAUUCGAGACUUAAAUGAGAUCUCGUUUUUGGCCUCUUUAAGUGAACUGGAGCAGUUAUCAAUCAUGAACAAUCCUUGUGUGAUGGCAACUCCAUCCAUUCCCGGGUUUGACUAUCGGCCGUACAUUGUCAGCUGGUGUCUAAAUCUCAGAGUACUGGAUGGAUAUGUGAUUUCUCAGAAGGAAAGUCUGAAGGCUGAAUGGCUCUAUAGUCAAGGCAAGGGGAGAUCGUAUCGGCCUGGCCAGCAUAUCCAGCUUGUCCAGUAUCUGGCUACAGUCUGUCCUCUUAUUUCUGCACUGGGUCUUCAAACUGCAGAGGAUGCCAAACUAGAGAAGAUUCUGAGCAAACAGAGGUUUCACCAGAGGCAGCUGAUGAACCAGAGCCAAAAUGAAGAGUUGUCUCCUCUUGCUGCUGUUGAAACAAGGGUGCCCCGUACGCCUGAGUGUUCAAGCCCUGUGCAAGAUUUCCAGGAACGCGAACCUGUCCUCCAAAUCAAUUCUUGGGUUGGGAUCAGCAGUAAUGAUGAUCAGUUAUAUGCUGUUAAGAAUAACUUCGCAGCCACUGCACAUGCUACAAGAUAUUCUCGGAAUGACCUUCACCUGGAAGAUAUACAGACCGACGAGGACAAGCUAAACUGUAGUCUGCUGUCUUCAGAGUCCACUUUUAUGCCAGUCGCAUCGGGACUGUCUCCAGUGUCUCCCACUGUUGAGCUGAGGCUACAGGGCAUUAACUUGGGCCUAGAGGAUGAUGAUGAUGAAGGUACAGAUGAAUUCACAAAAGGGCUGGAAAACCAGGAUAAAGACAAGGAAAAGUCUUUAUGGGAUGCAAAUGAGAGUUCUGUUCGAAUGCCGAAACAUAAGAUCAGUACAGAAGUAAAUGAGGAAGCUGGGCUGUUACCUUGUCCCAAGUCAGUGAUCAUCAACGCUAUCUUGAAGGAGGAUAACCAGAGUCUUAUAUCUCUUCCUGAGUCUGUUGGACACAGUGUGUCCCACAGAGAACUGAACAGUGAAGAAGUCAUGUGUCCUACCACUUCAGAGAAAUUUCCCUCCAGGAUUUUGACCCAGAGAUCUGUUGCUUUGGGACAGGAUAAUGUCACCAUUCAGAAACUGAAUGCAGCUGCUACUAAGCUUCAGGCCUGUUGGCGAGGCUUUUAUACCAGGAACUACAAUCCACAAGCCAAAGAGGUACGAUAUGAAAUCCGGCUGCGCAGGAUGCAGGAGCACAUUGUCUGCCUAACAGAUGAAGUGCGGAGGUUAAGAAAAGAAAGAAAUGAAGAACGUGUGAAGAAUUUUGUGCAAGAAGAAGCUGUCAGGUUCCUUUGGAAUGAGGUAAGAUCUCUACAAGCUUGGCAACAGACAGUGGAGCAGCGUCUAGUUUCCUGGCAUACUGAUGUGCCUCCUAUAUCAAGUACUCUGGUGUCACCUAAGCCUCCGUUAUCUCCACAACAUCAGGACCCCUCUUCCGAUCGGAAUUCGGAUUGGUUCAUUGCUGAGGAUGAAGCUCCCCAAGGGAAGUCAGUGCCGGACUUUCCCGACUCUGGUUUUCACUCCUCCCUGGCAGAACAAGUUCACUGUUUGCAGGAUUCUUUGGAUUUUGAAAAAAGUUUGGUAGAAAGCAGCGAAAACUCCGUGUUGGGGAAUUCUGCUGACACAGUUAAAUGUGUUAAAGACCCAGACUCAGAGGCCACAGCUGAGGAGCACAGUGACUGCAGUAAGGAAGGCUCAGUCAGUGAGCAGGACAACACCCUGCUCCAACAGUAUUUAACUUCGGUCCAGCAGCUGGAUGACGCUGCGGAGAUGGCAGAUUCUGCCGAUGUGGCAGGAGACAAUAAGUGUCACCUAGCUUGUUCUCCGGAAAGGUUAGAUGCCUCCUCUGACAGUGAGACUCAGAGAGUAUCUCCUACUUUUCAGGAGGAAAUUAGUCAGAUGUCAGAGAAUUGUAAGUUAAACGAAGAAGCCCAAGGGCAGCCUCCGGAAUGUGACGCUUCAUUUCAGGUGCUGCAUGUGGGUGUCACUGUGUAACCUGUCUGAUUAACUGGGAAGCAGAAAUUCACUUCGAUUUUCUUAAUGUUCUCAGUUUCUUUUGCAGGGGAGCAACCCUUUCCCCCGUUUUGUUAUUCUUUAUAUACAACCUGUACUCUUGUCCCACACUUUUGAGAUACUAGCUACUGAACUACAUCUUCAUCUUCAUUGUACUACUGUACUAAACAAUAUUGAUAUUAAAAGGCAUAUGCACUUUAUUUCUUAAUAAUUACACCAAUAAUGUUUCCUUUACAUCCGUACUGCCUUUCAGAAACAGUUUCUUGAAGUAGCUUGGUUAUUUUAAUAGGAGAACUUGGUUCUUAACUACAUGACGAGGGGUAUAUCAUGUGAGGGGUGAUGAGGAUGAGGGUUAUGGACAACUGAGAUUUCCCAGGCAGUCUCCUUGGGCUAAAACCUUGGUUUUUCACACUGAGUUAAGGAAAGCCUUCUGAUAUAGGAACACUUAGGGAGAAUAAGGUUUAGUGUGUGUGUGUGUGUGUGUGUGUGUGUGUGUGUAUAUGUGUGUGUGUGCUGACAGUUAAACCCUUAGCCUUGAGAAUGCUAAGCAUGGGCUCUGCCACUGAACUGUUCACCUAACUCCUAGAUUAUAAGUUUUAAGUGGGGUGAUUAAAUUGCCUCAUGACAAACUUUAGCUAAUUUGUGGAUCAGUUCUGAAGUGAAGUGUUCCAUACAGGAUUAAAAUCAAGCUUACUUGGGCAAGGAUAUUUCUCUUUGAUAUGGAGGAAGGAGACAUGAGAGGUAUUCACUUGGAAUCAUGCUGUUCAAAUCUCUCUUUUUAUUACAUACUUUUUUUAGGCUGUUGACAUUUAUGUGCCAAUAUUUGGGAAGAAAUAGAUUGUAAGAAAUCAAUAUGUAUUCAUCAUUAUGUUCUUGCUUUUAUAUACUUCACCAGAAGAGCCAAAGGUACAUUUUGUGUGUGUGUUUGUAUGUGUGUGUGUGUGACUGUGGACCAGAUCUAUGGCCCUGUGCAUGCUAGGUAAGUUCUGUACCACGGAGCUGUGUCUCAGUCCUUAUUUCACUCAUGACCUUUGUCCCAUAGUGAAGAACAUUUAAAAUCCUGAUAGACUGGAAAUGAUUUUUUUUCUAAAGGAUUUUUUUUUUAUCUAAUCUCUGAAAAGUACCCCAUUUGGAGGACAAUUUACUGGUGACUAAGAAAAAAUAAAUUAAGCUGGGCCUAGUGGCGCAUGCCUUUAAUCCCAGUACUUGGGAAGCAGAGGCAGGUAGCUCCCGAUGAGUUCAGUGACAACCUGGUUUACUAGUGAGUUCUAGGUCAGCCAGGGCUACAUGUGAGAUCCUGUCUCAAAAAAAAAAAAAAAAACACAAAAAAACCCCAACAAAA
Messenger RNA from Grammomys surdaster, 3983 nucleotides. RefSeq names its product centrosomal protein 97 (gene Cep97). Bases 62 to 2623 code for a protein of 853 amino acids. Gene Ontology annotation, molecular function: protein binding. Lineage: Eukaryota; Metazoa; Chordata; Mammalia; Rodentia; Muridae. The transcript is spliced from 11 exons. The record is from RefSeq and is a predicted model, not a curated record.